CCAACGCAUGAGCAACAUCUCGCUGUCCUCCGGCACGGACUCCGUGGGCCACAUGGAUCGCGGCAGCAGCUCCAGUCUCGCUAGCAGCGCCACCGUUGGCACCAACACCAUCACCAGCGGCAUUUCCAAGGAGUGCGCCAAUUACCCCGUCGGCAGUCAGUCGGCCCGUCCAUACGUCCAACUGCCGGGCAUACACAUUUCCAACCCUCCCCAGUACGGGCCAGGGAAUAUGCAGGAAAUAGACGCUGGCAAAAUGGCGCACAACGGCAAGGCACUCACAGGGCGCUACAAUGCCACGCCCACCUAUGGCUUCGACAACGAGCAGAACUACUGCCUGAAUUCCCAACAGUUGCCGUCUCCAAUGCCCCCUCCACCAUACGCCUUGGCACGCGUGAGCAGCACACGCAACUUCGAGCUCGAGAACCACACACCGCCGGCAUGUCCCGGCUCUGGACCCAUUGCCAUGACGAACGGCACCAUCCAGUUGCGCCUCCGCGAUGGCGUGCGCAUUGACAUGACUCUGGACAAGGCGGUGCGCGUGCUCAAUCAGCGCAGCAUGGUGGCAGUUGCUCUAUCACGCAACUGCAGCCACUCGGCUUUGUUCCACCCCAAUGGACGCAUCUUGCAGAGCGGCGCUAAAGUCGAAAUAGUCACCUACGACGGCAUGAAGGGCAAUAACUUUGUUCGCUAUGCCAAGAUGUGGUACAAGGGUGUAAGCUUCACCAGCAUCGCUUCUUAUUUGGCUAAUUUCGAUUUAAUUCCCGAACUUCUCGCAGCGACUCGCAGCAUGGUCCCUCUUAUAUGGCUGAAGCCCAUGACGUGAUUGCCAACUCAGCUU
This is a messenger RNA of Drosophila miranda, 838 nucleotides long. RefSeq lists its product as uncharacterized. The transcript is spliced from 4 exons. NCBI's taxonomy places the organism in Eukaryota, Metazoa, Arthropoda, Insecta, Diptera, Drosophilidae. Bases 8 to 823 code for a protein of 271 amino acids. The record is from RefSeq and is a predicted model, not a curated record.